GAUACACAUACUACAAUUCUUAGUAGAGAGAGAGAGAGAGGGCAGGAGAGAGAAUCCUACAGAGCUUAGAACCCUUAACACUGACCAUUAAAGAAACAGAAUGCUCCCAUAGAAAGUAGAUAGAGAAAGGGUUGUAGUGAGAGAAAGAUCUAGAGAGAAAAACUUGAAAUGGGUCUUCUAGACACUGAUUUACAGGGCCAAAAUCACAGGUGCGUGUUGGUUAAUGGCCCCAUAAUCAUAGGUGCAGGCCCUUCUGGCCUUGCAGCCUCUGCAUGUCUCAGAAGCCAUGGCGUCCCCUCCAUUAUUCUUGAAAAAACAGAUUGCAUUGCCUCUCUGUGGCAAUAUAGAGCAUAUCAUAGGCUGAAACUCCAUCUUCCAAAACAUUUCUGUGAGCUGCCAUUAAUGGAUUUUCCUCCGAAUUUUCCAUUGUAUCCAACAAAGCAGCAAUUCAUUUCUUAUAUAGAAUCAUAUGCUGAAAAAUUUGAAAUCAGGCCGGAGUUUAACCGACUGGUUAAAUCAGCUUCUUAUGAUCCAGUCUGUGGGUUCUGGAGAGUGAAAACAGCGGAUUUAUCAAAUGGGUUCUUGGGGAAUUUUGUGGAGUACAUUGGGAAAUGGUUGGUGGUGGCCACCGGUGAGAAUGCAGAGCCAUUGAUACCCGAAAUCGAUGGUUUGAAUAAGUUUUUGGGCCCUGUGUUACAUACGAGUGUGUAUAAAACAGGGGAGGAGUUCAAAGAACAGAAGGUUUUGGUGGUGGGGUGUGGGAAUUCCGGCAUGGAGGUCUGCUUGGACUUGUGCAGUCAUGGUGCUGAGGCUUACAUGGUUGCUAGGAACUCUGUGCACAUUCUACCUAGAGAUAUGUUUGGGAUAUCUACUUUUGGAGUAGCCAUGAGUUUGCUCAACUUCUUCCCUUUGAAAUUAGUGGACAAGUUUCUACUACUAAUGGCUAACUUGAUGCUGGGUAGAACUGAGAAAUAUGGGCUUAGAAGGCCCAGUAUUGGGCCCAUCGAGCUGAAGAACGGGUCAGGGAAAACCCCAGUAUUGGAUGUGGGUGCACUCUCUAAAAUCAAGAGUGGGGGCAUCAAGGUCAUGGGUGGGGUGAAAGAAGUGACGCACCGUGGAGCCAAAUUCGUGAACGGAGAAGAAAAGGAAUUCGACGCCCUUAUCUUGGCCACCGGCUACAAGAGCAACGUUCCCACUUGGCUCAAGGAAUGUGAUUUCUUUUCGGAAGAUGGAAUGCCCAAAAUGCCAUUUCCCAAUGGAUGGAAGGGGGAGAAGGGGCUAUAUAGUGUGGGCUUCACUAAUAGAGGCAUAUUGGGUGCUGCCCAAGAUGCUAGGAAAGUUGCAUCAGAUAUAGCUUUGGAGUGGAGAAAAUUUAGCCAGUUCAAGCGUUUCAUAGUCAUCAAACCAUCAUUAAAAUAGAUGAUUGUUUCAAGUUUUCUCCUCUCUUUACCUUGUGUUAUUGCUUUUUUUUCUUAUUUUUGGUGGGUCCUUUUUUUAUUAUUAUUAUUUCUUUUCGUUUUUACUUUGGGAGAAAAGGGUGUACGUAGAAAAAGAACCCGGGCUUAAUUGAUUAACACUUGACGAUUUGCAUCGCUACGUCCUAAUCUCAAUCCUACCAAGGGGGAGGGCCCUCUCCCAGACUCGCCA
Amborella trichopoda is the source of this 1647-nucleotide messenger RNA. RefSeq names its product putative indole-3-pyruvate monooxygenase YUCCA4. Gene Ontology annotation, biological process: auxin biosynthetic process. NCBI's taxonomy places the organism in Eukaryota, Viridiplantae, Streptophyta, Magnoliopsida, Amborellales, Amborellaceae. Gene Ontology annotation, molecular function: flavin adenine dinucleotide binding; NADP binding; N,N-dimethylaniline monooxygenase activity. The record is from RefSeq and is a predicted model, not a curated record.